GGGAAACAGGAUUCGAUAGCUUUGGAGUCGCUGCGCUGGUGCUGGCGGAUAACGGAGACCGGCCGGUUGGGCUUUCUUCCUAUCUUAUUCCAGAACAUGUGACCUUGAAAGUAUCCCCUUGAAGAUGUUGGUGGCUGUAGGUGCCAAGGGAAGAGCUGGAACUGUAGAACUCUGAAAAAUACAGUGGAUUCUUGAUAGGGUCCAGGAUCCUUCUGUAUCUUGAACCUGGAGUGUUGGCUAUUCCUUGGUAUCAUCUGCAAAUUUGAUGAGUUCCCUUUCUAUCUCCUUGUCUUGGAUGUCAAACUACUUGUAAUCAGAUCAGAUGCUGAGAAGAUGGAGCAUUCGAUCUCUGAUUGUGGACAACAGAUGCCUGUGUCACCGCCACUGCCACCUCCUCCUCCUCCUCUCCCACCCUUUUUCUCUGGAGGACCACCACCAUCUCCUCCUCCUCCUCCUCCUCCUUCUCUUCCUCCUCCACCACCACCUUUUCCAUCCUCUUCUGGAGGUCCUCCAUCACUAACUUCCCCUACUUCUUUUUCAUCAUCAUCUGGAGAUCAUCCUCCACCACCACCACUACCUUCAUUUCCUGUGACAAACACAGAACCACCCAAAGUGAAAAGGGAGGAAUCCAAAAGUCGGAGUGCUUUACUACAUGAGAUCCAAAGAGGAACUCGACUGAGAAGAGUAAGCCAGAUCAAUGAUCGCAGUGCUCCACAGAUUGACACUAACAGAAGAAGGCCCAGCAAAGAUGGAGGAAGUGCUGGAAAUUGUAGCAGUGAAAUACCUCAGGCAUUAGGGAACCUUUUUGCAGAAGGAUUUCCUGUUCUGAGACCAGUGGGCCAAAGAGACUUAGCAGUUAAUAGGACUGGAAAGCCACCUAUUGCCAAAACAGCCCCAGCCCCAAUCAACAAUAAUGGGAAGUCCAGUGGCAACUUUCAGAUCUCCCCAAGUGGCCCUAAGCAAGCAGAUGAGUCAGAAGCAUCCAAGAUCCAGAGUGCUAUACCAGCUCCCCCCAAUAUCCCUGCUCCUCCUCCUCCUACUUCAAUUCCACCUCCUCCUUCUUCACCUCCACCUCCUCCUCCUCCUCCUCCACCACCACCAUUACCAUCUCCCUCUGGCAAACCAUCACUUAUCUUUCCCCCUCCUCCCCCUGUACCACCCCCUCCUUCUGAGCAUCCUACUAAGUUCCCUUCCCCAGACAUGGCUGCUGCUGCUGCUGCAUCCUCCCAGAUUAGAACUCCUAAAAGUCACCUCUCCCCAUUGCACAUAUCUUCUCCUCCACCAUUACCCAUGUCUCCAUCAUCCCCCUAUGAGCUUCCAGGCAAAAUUAAUGAAUGUUACAGCCGAAGCUCCUCCCAGCUUGAUCUAAAACAUAAUUCUCCCCCCAUGCCACCACCACCACCUCCUCUCCCAGGACCUUCUAUGUCUACUUUUUCUUCACCUAGAACCUCAAUGUUUUCACCACCAUCACCAAUCUGUAACAGUGCCUUGAACAGCAGCCGUGAUUCUGCUCCCCUAAUGCUUCCUAAGAGCCAACUGCAAAAGCUCCCCAUUCAAUCCGUGCCUCUUCCCUCUACUCCCCCAAGCACACAGCAAGCUCCUGCAAUGCAGAAAAGGAGACAAGGAAGAGGUGGAGCAAAAUUGAUGCCACCACCUGUUCCACCUGCAAGGUCACCCACAACUGAGCUCACAAGCAAAUGCCAACUCACACAAGUAUCUCUGUGGCCACCAGCUACUCAGGACCCAGAAUUGGUGGAACUGGAUGGGGCUGAACAAGCUUUAAGCAAAACGUAUGGAAUUUUAAAAAUAUGUGGGGAUCUACAAAAGAAGCAUGCUGGACAAGAUGGGAGAACUGACUGCAAUCAUUUUGACUAA
Ahaetulla prasina is the source of this 1875-nucleotide messenger RNA. It is a transcript of the gene WIPF3, whose product is annotated as WAS/WASL interacting protein family member 3. Bases 334 to 1875 code for a protein of 513 amino acids. The transcript has 9 exons. NCBI's taxonomy places the organism in Eukaryota, Metazoa, Chordata, Lepidosauria, Squamata, Colubridae. The record is from RefSeq and is a predicted model, not a curated record. Gene Ontology annotation, molecular function: actin binding.